AUGGGCAUACAAGAUCUACAAACUUAUUUAGAAAAUGAAGGAGUAGGUGUUGAUUUAUUUAGAAUCGCCAGGAAUCAUGCGGGCGGUUUUCGAUUAGUACUUGACGCAGAAGGAUGUUUGGACCGCCUAUACGGAGGAUAUUUUUCAGAUUGGGCUUGCGGUGGACAGUGGGCAAGAUGUGUUCAAUUUUUGACAACAUUAGCACAGGCACUAGCAGAACAUCAAGUUGCACUUUGUGUCUGCUUUAAUGGUUCUCACCCUACUCCACCAGCAGUCCCGCAACAGUGGAUCCAAACUCAAGCUACAUACAGACAAAGAGUUAAUUCUGUAUUGCGUCACAUAGUUACAAAAGGAACUCCGCCGCCUAAAGUAUGGUGGGUACCACCAACUGGGCUGCAUUCCUGCCUUAGGACUGCUCUAAGAUACCUUAACAUUCCCAUUAUGGUAUCUUCCGAUGAUCAUUGUCAAGAGGUUGUUGGUUUAUGUAGGGAGAAAACCUAUGCGGGCCUAGUAGGAUGUUCUGGAGAGUAUUUAGUUUUUCAACCACCAAGAUACUUCAGUUCAUCACAAUUAAAACUCACAUAUAGGUCUUCAUUGGAAACGAAAGAAUACAUGCAACAGGUUCCACCAGAAACUCUUAUUAAAACCAUUUGCCAAUUUGUUAGAGAUUUGCCUUCAUCUGAUGUAGACACUGCUUGCAUUGAAAUAUUUGGUGAUCUUAAUGACCUUCGUGCUGCAAAAUUGAAACAAGCUGUUCAGUAUUAUCUUAAUGGAACCAAAGAUGGUUUUUUAAAGUAUCGAACUGCAUCUGGACGUCGCCCCAAGGCAAAUAAGAAAAAUCAGAAGCCGGAUGUGAGUCCUCCAUCAACUUCUGGUGAUAUGGAUACAUCUAAGCUGGCAACAGAAUCAUCAGAACAUGAGCAAAAAGGCUUGGACGACUACAAACUGGCAACUGCGAAUGCUUCAAUCAAUGCUGACUUUAGUAUGGAAAACAGCACCAAUGAUAUGACCCAAGCUAUUGCAUCGAUGACACUUGAAGCAGGUGAUGGGGUCAAUCAUAAACAACAGCAGGCAUCUAAAGUUGGUGAAAGAAAUGAAAAAGACCAUGCUACAUCCAAGGAGGGAGUGCAGAGUUUGACCAAACUGGGUCAUUAUGAGGACAACUGUCCCCCAGCACCGGCAGAAGUCUUGCGGACCUGCGCCGAAAGGCACGCGCGUGGCUUAAUGCAUCCACAAAUGCUUUCAAUCCUAACUCAUCGCCAGAUUACGUUGCCAGUUCUAAUGGAGGACGACAAUCACCGCGAAAUACCCUCGAUCCACCAUUUCUUCAGGCCCAUUAGGCAAAAUGUCUAUGCUAUUCUUUACAACAUGCACCAUCACCGUUUCAUGGCACAGAAAGCUAAAGAGGAAGGAACAGCUAGUUCAUCUUUAUGCAAUGAUAAGCCUUGUCAAGUACAAGUUGCAGAAUGGAUCUACUCUCGUGUAAAUCCAGGGAAAAGUCCUGAAAUUGUGUCCGGAAUUGUCCUUGACUGGCCAGUCCCAACAGUACAAAGGCUCUGGUUCGGCAGAACUGCUCAAGACGAUAAGUGUCGUCGCAUGCGCGCUUUUCUUUCGUGUAUGCGAUCUGACACUCCGCUGAUGUUGAACACAUCCUAUGUACCUCAGCAUUUGUUGAUUUUGGCAACUGUCUUAAGGUUCAUUAUGACAUCACAGAUUCAAAUACUUCGGCGUCAAGAAUUGGACGCAUUUUUGGCGACAGCUUUCUCAAAUGAUCUCAUGAACGCUCUACAUUUGCAGGAAAUGACGGUGAAUGGCAUCAGCUCGCGAGGCGUGCAGCUGGGGGCGCUGGUGAUGGCCGGCGCGGAGGCGGCGCUGCUAGCGAACGACGCGUGCGGUGCGCCCGUGCCGUGGCUGGUGGCCGCGCCCUGGUUGUACUUCGACGGGAAGCUGCUGCAGCGCAACCUGCACCGAGCCGCACACUGCAAGCACCUAGCGCAGCUCUGCGACGACCACCUCGACACCGUUGUCAAGGUGGAGAGAAUGCGUAAAGCGAUACUCGAGGGACUGGAGGUGGAGUUCGCUAUGCCGCCGCUGCCGCUGGUGGCGGGCGUGGUGAGCGGCGCGCUGGGCGGUCAGCUGGGCGGCUGGGCGCGCGGGAGGGGCCGCGGCGCCGGCGCCCGCCUCGAGAUCGCCGGCGUGGUAGUCGGCCAGUGGGGCGGCGGCAGCUACCCGACCCGCACGCACCGCUAUCCGCAGCCGGUGGGCUACGUGGGGUACACGCCGCCGCCCCGUAACGCGUACGGCGGGCGCGGGUGGCGGGGCGGCAGGGGGCGUGGUCGUGGUACGAGGGGGGGGACCGCACGAGGAGGCCAGCGGGGCGCGCGCCGACCCCGCCGCGAGAAUGAUGAGCCCGCGAAGCCCGCUACGCUCACCGUUAAUGGAAAAACAGUGCGACCAGAGGACAUAGGAAUACAGGGGGAUGAUGGCUGUCCACACGAGGACAGUAUUAUUCCGGAAAAUGAAGCUGAAGGAUCUCAAGCUCAGAAAACUAAAUCUGGUAAAAAUAUUAAGAAAAACAUUGGAAAAGGGAAAAAGAAGGGCCCUAAUCCAAAGACUGAUGUAAUUCAACCUAUGGAGGUAAAUGGGCCUCUUGACAAGAACAAGGUGGUGGAGCUUUGCCAUAAUUCUGAAAAGGAGCACAUUGGUCAAGGCGAUGCCCCUGAAUCUAAC
Molecule: messenger RNA, 2730 nt
Organism: Iphiclides podalirius (scarce swallowtail)
Lineage: Eukaryota; Metazoa; Arthropoda; Insecta; Lepidoptera; Papilionidae
Source: the annotation of a GenBank genome assembly